Cryptomeria japonica (Japanese cedar) is the source of this 988-nucleotide messenger RNA. RefSeq names its product guanine nucleotide-binding protein subunit gamma 2. Bases 464 to 784 code for a protein of 106 amino acids. The record is from RefSeq and is a predicted model, not a curated record. The transcript has 4 exons. Gene Ontology annotation, biological process: G protein-coupled receptor signaling pathway. NCBI's taxonomy places the organism in Eukaryota, Viridiplantae, Streptophyta, Pinopsida, Cupressales, Cupressaceae.
AAAGGACAAUAGCUUUUGCCCUUUGUUUGAGUGUUUUCACAACAAAAGUCCAAAGCAAACAUGGGGAAAAUGCACAAACCUCUCCUUCCCUGAAACACCCUGUUUAGUAUUUCGUAACUAAUUAACGUUGGAAGAAAAAAAAGGGGAAAAAGCCCAUGAACCGUGUUUCAGGCAUGUGCCUAGAUUCUUCUACAAAAGUGAUGCGGAGAAAUUAACUGGAAAUCACCAGCUUGGCAAGCAUUCAAUUUGAAAUUUACAAGGAGCCCAGUAUUUUUUAAUUUGACCCUCUAAUAGCCAUAGCCUUCACCACACGGACUCUCUUUUUACUGCAUUGCUUUCAUUGGCCCAACAAAGAUGGAUCUGCCAUACAGGAACAAGAUUUCCCUUCUCAUUUAGCAACCUUAAAGUUCUGGCUUAUUCAUACUUAUCAGGCAAAGUGAGAGGAAACACACAGCAAUAGGAGAUGCAGGAUCAGUCAAGGAACAUCCCCUUUAUAGGAAGGCUGGAGCCCAGGCCAAUUCCCACCACCACCCUAGAUUUACGUGGAAAGCAUCGCAGGAUUGCAGAGCUGAACCGCUUAGAACAAGAGAUCAAGCUUUUGAAGGAAGAAUUGGACGAAUUGGAACAUACAGUGGAAGCAUCAACAGUUUGCAAGGAGGUACUACAUACUGUUGAGAACAGACCAGAUCCCCUUCUUCCUAUCACUGUUGGUCCAGAAAAUACUCAAUGGAAUCACUGGUUUGAGGGAGAUACAGUCUCUCAAAGUUGCUGUUGUGGCCUAUGAUGAUUUUCAAUACCCUGCCUGCCUGGAGAAAUCAAAUUCUCUAGUUGAGUGUUUUGUAUAGUUCAGAAAGCGAAGAAGUAUGCUUUUUCUGUAUUCCUACAAAUGAUUUCGUGUGUUUCUAAUCUGCCAUAAAAUAAACUGUUUUCAUCUCUGCAUACUUAAUUUUUGCUUCAAAUUUAUAUAUACCUUCAUUUUUGUACUCAA